AUGAAAGAUCCCAGUAGCUUUUCAAUUCCAUGUCAUAUUGGAAACAAGUUUGUGGAUAAGGCACUUUGCGAUCUUGGAGCUAGUGUCAAUUUGAUACCUCUUUCUAUUUUCAACAAUUUGGAGUUGGUUAAGGCUAGACCUACAACUGUGUCUUUGCAAUUUGUCGAUAGGAGUAUAGCUUACCCCCAUGGCAUUAUUGAAGAUAUGCUUGUGAAGGUAGAUAAGUUUAUUUCUCUAGCAGAUUUCAUUGUUCUUGAUUGUGAGGUAGAUAGAGAAAUUCCUAUUAUCUUGGAAAGACCCUUUUUGGCAACUGCUAGAACCUUGAUUGAUAUGGAAAAAGAUGAACUUACUAUGCGGGUUAAUGAUGAGCAUGUGACUUUCAAUAUGCACAAGUUAAUGAAGUCUCCCAAUGAGGUUGAGCAAUGCUUCUUUGUUGAUGUACUUGAGCAAGUGGUAUAA
This is a messenger RNA of Neltuma alba, 459 nucleotides long. RefSeq lists its product as uncharacterized. Lineage: Eukaryota; Viridiplantae; Streptophyta; Magnoliopsida; Fabales; Fabaceae. The transcript has a single exon. Bases 1 to 459 code for a protein of 152 amino acids. The record is from RefSeq and is a predicted model, not a curated record.